This is a messenger RNA of Galleria mellonella (greater wax moth), 1215 nucleotides long. RefSeq lists its product as uncharacterized. The record is from RefSeq and is a predicted model, not a curated record. Lineage: Eukaryota; Metazoa; Arthropoda; Insecta; Lepidoptera; Pyralidae. The coding region runs from base 1 to 1215 and encodes 404 amino acids. The transcript is spliced from 2 exons.
AUGGAAUCCGAUGUAAUUGAUGAUGAUAAAUCUAUAAAUGGGAAUGAUGAAAACGACUCUGAUAUCAUACGCGAGUGUGAACAGGAGUUAAAUGAAAUCUUAAUGGAAGGAAAAAGUUAUGAUGUUUCGGAAUUAGAAAAUUCCCAUAUGGAUUGUGGCUCAGAAAAAAGAUUGGAGAAGCGAAAGGAACGUGAAGAAGAUGAUGCUUUUAGUGAAGAUGGUUUUGUGACGAUUGUUAGAAGAAAGGCGAAGCGAUAUUUAAGAAGUGAUUCCAUAGAACAAUCGCAGACGACACACGGGACAAUAUCGGAGGAAAUUGGGAAUAUAUAUGAAGUAUGUAUCACAUCUUCGAAAGAAUUGCCUAAACAAAUGGCUAUGGCUAAACUUCUUCGUAAUGAAAACAUAUAUAACAUAACUAGAAUCAAGUACAAAUCGCCCUUUAAAGUCCUGAUACGAUUUGAUAGUGAUAGUGACGCUGACAAACUGAUAAAUUGCCAAAAAUUUCGAGAACUGGAAUACAAAUGUCAAAAAACCUUCGAUUCUUCAAUGUGCUACGGUCUAAUUAGGGGUGUAGAUCUGGAGUUUAGUGAAAAAGAUAUUUUAGAUGUUCUAAAAAGUGAAGUUAACAUUUUGGCAAUAAGAAGACUCAAAAGACUUGAUCUAGAGGGCAAAUGGGUCGAUAGCGAAACUAUGCGAAUAUGUUUUCAAGGUACUGAACUGCCUCAGUAUGUUACUGCUUACGAAUGUUAUUUUAAUGUAGAUAGGUACGUUUUUCCUGUCACGCAAUGUUCAGGAUGCUGGGAAUUCGGACAUAAUAUAAAAUUCUGCCCGAAAAAGAAAAUGUUAUGUCCAAAAUGUGGGAGUAAAGAUCAUAUUAAUUGCGAGAUAAAAACAUUCAGGUGUCUUAAUUGUAAAGGACUACAUUUCGUUUUGGAUAAAACCUGCCCGAUGUACCGUAAAGAAAAAGAAGUACGUGAAUUAAUGAGCAGGGAGAACAUUCCUUAUAGACAAGCACUUCAGAUGGUGAAUGAUGUAAAAAAGCAAGUAAUUAAGAAAAUAAAUUUGACUGAAAAUAAGAAAAUCUAUAACAGUCAAGAUAUAGAAAGAAGAGAUACCCAAGCAUGUAAUGAUGCUAAAGGACGCUCUUACAGCCAAGUAUUAACAACUAAUCAGACCGGAAAGAUAGACACGACUCCUACGGAGGAGUGGCAAUAA